This is a messenger RNA of Salvia miltiorrhiza (redroot sage), 1427 nucleotides long. RefSeq lists its product as uncharacterized. The coding region runs from base 130 to 1071 and encodes 313 amino acids. Gene Ontology annotation, cellular component: membrane. The transcript has 4 exons. The record is from RefSeq and is a predicted model, not a curated record. Lineage: Eukaryota; Viridiplantae; Streptophyta; Magnoliopsida; Lamiales; Lamiaceae. Gene Ontology annotation, molecular function: oxidoreductase activity, acting on the CH-OH group of donors, NAD or NADP as acceptor.
GGAAUUGAAUUAGAAAUUGUGUCACCUUUAAAAAGAAAAAGGAAAUUAGAAAUAGGCCCCACGCUGUCAUCGUCCCAUACUCCAGCAGCUGCAGUUUGAGCUCACUGUUACUGAUCAAUUCUUACUUUCAUGGGCAACAAAGACAAGGCUAGAGAGAGGAGAGAGAAAAGGCAUCAAGAAAUCUCUCUCCUCCGAGCAAUUCCCUAUUCCGAUCACCAGCGAUGGUGGACCUCCAAUACCAUUGCAGUGGUGACUGGUGCAAAUAGGGGAAUUGGAUAUGAGAUAGCACACCAACUUGCCAUGCAUGGAUUGACAGUUAUUUUCACCUCAAGAGACACUAGUGUUGGAGAAGUAGCAGCAAAGGUCUUACAAGAACAAGGUCUAAGUGUCGUGUACUGUCAACUAGAUAUUCUGGAUCCGUCAUCAAUCGAAGCAUUUUCUGCAUGGAUAAAGGAAGUUUAUGGUGGUAUAGAUAUAUUGGUAAAUAAUGCAGGAGUAAACUUCAAUUUUGGGUCAGACAAUUCUGUGGAAUAUGCUGAAAAAGUUAUUGCUACCAACUACUACGGAACCAAAAACAUGAUCAAAGCCAUGAUUCCUCUGAUGAGACGUUCAAGUUCAGGUGCUCGCAUUGUUAAUGUUAGUUCAAGACUGGGAAGAUUGAAUGGAAGACGGAAUAGAAUCGGAAAUAUUGACUUGAGAAGAAAACUGGAAGAUGAUGAAUUGCUUUCUGAGGAACUGAUCGACCAGACAAUGAAUAUGUUCUUGGAGCAAGUAAAAGAUGGCAGUUGGAAAGAGGGUGGGUGGCCUCAAGUUUACACAGACUACUCUUUGUCAAAAUUAGCUGUCAACACUUAUACGAGGUUAAUGGCUCGGAUAUACUCGGACCAGCCAGAAGGUGAGAAGAUAUAUAUCAACUGCUGUUGUCCAGGUUGGGUGAAGACUGCUAUGACUGAUUGGGCAGGGCACACUAGCCCCGAAGAAGGGGCUGAUACUGCAGUAUGGCUUGCCCUGCUUCAAGAUCAAUCUGUGUGUGGCAGAUUUUUCGCUGAGAGGCGUGAGAUUAAUUUCUAAAAUACGGGAUGUCACGUUUUCAUUGGUGCUGUGUUUCAAUAGUAAGGAACACAGAACAACAAGCUAUGACAGAACGUGCUGCUUCAACGAGUUUUUAGCACUGCUUACUCUCGAGGCUUCCCGUCAGGUUUGCUUGCUUCAGGAACACAGAACAACAAGCUAUGACAGAAGGGUAUAAAAACUUUGCUACAUUUUGGCUGUUGUGAUUCUGAAUUUGAUGAAGAUUUGUUUGUGUUGAAAUUUUUAACUAUUUGAGCAGCUCUCCUCUAUUUAAUGAGAUGGUGUUUGUAGUUUGUGUACAGCUCUCGUCUGCUUUAACAAAUGUAAUCAGCUAUUCAGUUUUUAUUUGCCCCAAA